Molecule: messenger RNA, 3572 nt
Organism: Octopus bimaculoides (California two-spot octopus)
Lineage: Eukaryota; Metazoa; Mollusca; Cephalopoda; Octopoda; Octopodidae
Product: chondroitin sulfate synthase 1
Cellular component (GO): Golgi cisterna membrane
Molecular function (GO): glucuronosyl-N-acetylgalactosaminyl-proteoglycan 4-beta-N-acetylgalactosaminyltransferase activity
Source: RefSeq, a predicted model, not a curated record
AUGUUGCCCUGGGCUCGAACUCUGCAAGAAGUUAAACAUUUUUUUUGACUAAAACACAACCGGAACCCUAAGUAAGACAUGUGUAAAAUUUGAAUGAAAUUGGUUGUGUAGUUCUCGAGUUUUAGGGAAACACACAGACAGACAGACAGACAGACAGACACACAUUCUCAUUUUUAUAUAUAUAGAUAACAAGUAAGAAAGUGGCAGUCAACAAGUAUUAGUCAUAACACAUGCAACACAUCCAGAGAAAUAAAUACCAUGAAUAAGUGUAUGUAGCAGGAAGUGAAAAAAGUCACACAGGCAGGUGUCACAAUGUAAAUAGGUAGACAUCAAGCAGUGGGCGUUAUAGGAUGUUGAUAGUAUUGACAAAACAUAUUUUAGUUAUUAGAUGAAAGGUGUCACAGAAAUAAACCCUGGAAAUAAUAUAAAUUUAUAUAUGACUGUUGAAAGUUUAUUUGACACCUGAAGGCUGACAUUAAACGAUGUUGAUGAUGACCUACUAUUACAAGGUUUCCUUGUUGCCCACCCGGAGGAAAUGUAGUAAUUUUCUGUGUUGUUGCCUUUCCAUGUGAGUGAUUUGAUCAAAACCCUGGUGUGUCUUACAUGUUAAACAACAAUAAAAACGUUCUGAUAUCACGAUCCUUUGUGGCAUUUGCUUUCUCUCCUUGAGAUCCCAAGUUGAACCAUACUUUGCUCCAGAUGGAAUGAGAAAAAACUGAUUUUAAACCACUGCCAACAACAACAACAAAUAAUAAAACAUUUCCCUAAACUGAAAAAAAAAAAAAACAGCAGAAAACAUUCAAUACCUGACAACUGACAACUCAACAAAUAAUGCUGAAUUGAUAAAAGAACCAACCUCACAACUGUGAAACAGUCAUAACAACAUCAUCUACAGCUGACAAGAAAAUACAACAGAUACUUCUUUUCAUACUACCAACAAUUGCUGGAACAAGGGAGGUAACAAACAGUGGAAGUGAUAGCAGCAAUAAAAGUCACAGCAACAGAAGCAACAACAACAUAAACAACAGUGAUAUCAGAAGCAGGAGUAAUUACAAGUACAGAAACAUAAAGAAAAAAAACCCACUUCAACUAUUUUGCAAAGUUACAAUGUCACCAACCAGAGCAAUAAAAAAACAGAGAUCUAUUCUCUGCCAUCUAGAAGAAAGAAUAAAAAAGAAAGAUAUUUUGGUUUUCAUUGUCAGUAUAUUUGUUGGUAUGCAAUUGACAAAGUCUUUUAUGUAUACAUAUGCUCAAAAGAAAUGUUGGACUGUAGCCUCUGUGGCAAAACAUUUAGUCAGUCCGAAAUUUCAGCCACAACGUUUUGUAGAAGAACUUGGAGAUUUCCAAUUCAACCGAGGUCCCAAGAAGAAACUUGUUCUGGUUGGAAUCUUGACAUAUUCCCAAUAUUUCCAAACCCGAGACUGGGCAAUUCAAAUGACCUGGUUAAAAUCCAUCCCUGGUGAUGUGAUCUUCUUCGUGGGUAACAGCACAGAUCUGGCUCCUGUUGGGAUGCCAAUUGUGCGGCUGAAUCGAGCACCAGACAAUGUCUACCCACCACACCACAAAAUGUUCGAAAUGUUGAAAUAUAUGUACAAAAAUCUUGCAGAUAAAUAUGAAUAUUUCAUCCGUGCUGACGAUGAUGUGUUUAUAAAAGGCCAAGAGCUGGGAAGUUUGCUAAGCUCCCUAGACAGUCGAGGGAAAAUCUACAUGGGCCAACAUGGUCAAGGAACGCCAGAGGAGAAGGGAAAAUUGGGAAUGGGAAAGAAUUAUUUCUACUGCAUAGGUGGCCCUGGUAUUAUACUCAGUUACAAAACACUGAAAAUGUUGGGCCCACAUCUGGAUGCUUGUACAUUGCACCCAGUCAAACCCCAUGAUGACACAGAGCUGGGAAGGUGUAUGGAAAAGUACCUGAAUGUUCAAUGCAAAUCAAGCUCAAAGGCAACAGCUGUGUUCUACCACAAUUAUCGUGAUGUGAAGGGCAGUUUUAACCAUGAGCUUGGGUCAAAGGAGAGCUAUGCCUUCACCUUACAUCCAUUAAAAAACAGUAGUUCUGUAUUUCGGUUAGCCAUACAUUUCAAAAAAGAUGAAAUCAAAUGGUUGAAAGAAAAGGCAGAUAUGCUGAGAAAUGAUUUGGAAAUGGCAAAAAGAAGUAUAAUUGCUAAACAGUUGAAACAGAAUUCGAUGCCUACCUUAAAGUACCUUCACGAAAUUGAACUUUUGAAUCAGAAACCUCAAUGGGGAACACCCAUCAGAUUUUGGUAUGAUGCCAAUGAUGAUUCAGCAAACUGGGAGAAUAUAGAGAAGCAUUUGAUUUACUCUAAAGAGAACAUUCAUGGGUCCGCUCAGCAAAAUCUGAAUGUGAAAAAGAAGGACCAAAUCCUACAGAAUGCUGUUAGAACUCUCUUUAAUCGAUACUUGGAAGAGGCUGAUGGCAUCAAGUUAAAGAAUAUUCUGCGAGCUUACCGUUAUAUGUCACCUGUGCAAGGGGUACAACAUCUGCUACAAGUUUAUUUAUUGCAACAUAAGUCUAAAACUAGCUAUUACAAUGCCACAUUUAUCACUUCACAGCAUCUGUUGCCACUGAUGUUCACUGAAGAAGAGGAUAUGUUUGAGGAAGGUUUCCAUAUCAAUUCCAGACACAAUAAGGUGAAUGGUGGUGAUCAGCUAAAACAGAUCAAUUUGAUCAUACCAAUUAGUAGAAAAGUGGAAGCAUUUGCACGAUUUACUAAGACACUGGAGAAGAUCUUUAAAGAAACACUUGAGAAUCUCAACGUGAUUCUUGUCGUGUACAAAGACUCAAAUAGACUCUACCUCAAAAACAUAGACAAGAUGAAACGCUUGAAGUCUCAAUAUGCUUCCAUGAAACUAGAAGUGAUAUUUUUGACUGGAAAAUUUGUUCGUGCAGUGGCGUUGCAGCAUGGUUCAAAGAACUGCAGUAAUGACUCCCUGCUUCUUUUCAUUGAUGUUGAUGUGGUCAUAACAGAAACGUUUCUACAUCGAGUCCGAAUUAACACAAUAUAUGGCAAGCAAGUGUAUUUUCCUGUAGUCUACAAAGAAUUUAAUCCUGAAACAAUUUGCUACAAACCAAAUUGCAAGAAAAAUUACUUCCUAUUUGACCAGAACCAUGGCUUUUGGCUGUUCUUUGGUUUUGGUGUGGUUUCUAUAUACAAGAAAGACUUUCUGGACACAGGUGGCUUUGACACAAAAAUCACAACAUGGGGAGGUGAAGAUGUAGAUUUCUACGAUAAGUGCCUAAUAUCCAACCUGACAGUAUUCCGAGCCCCUGAUUUGGCAGCGGAUCAUGUUUACCACCUGACCCAAUGCCUAGACAAUGUAGAUGCAAAACACUACCAGAUGUGUUUAAAUUCUAAAAGUGCUGCAUAUGGAUCCCUGCACAGUGAAGCUGCAGCUAUCUACAGAUUCUUAGAAAUACUAAACCAUAACAGGACAAUAGACAAAUAAUAAUAACGAGAUAUCAUUUGAUGUUUCUUAGUAAAGUUUUUUUUAAAAAUGCAUGCAUGUGUGCCAAUAAGAUGCAUAUUAACAAAUGUGAAUAAACACAUUUAAGUGUA